GGUCAGUGAGUUCAGUGCGGCGACCGAGAUUCAUUACUAUCUACCAUCCCGAAGGGGUUAAGUUGGUGGCUUUUCUGUACUGUAUUGUGUUACUUGCUCCACUUUUCUGUACUGAUCUUAGGGCUGUCUCGUCUACUCGAUACGAUCGCAAGCGUUUCUAAUGUUCAGAAUCUCAAUGUUUACUCUGAGAAAGAUUCAAUGUAAAAGACGAAAUCUGGAUACAAGAGAACACUUGAGAGAUAAAUCUGAUAGAGAGCAACAAAGUUCUUUGGGUUAUAAUUCCGUCCAAGUAUUUAAACAAAGGCGUUGAAGGGUUUUUUCCAAACCCGCAUUCCAUAUUCUUACCUUUCGAUUAACUUGAGAAUUCACACAUAUAUCGAUCUUUUUAUCUCUUUUUUACCUCAGUGACGUAAGAAUACUUUGGAACCUUGUUUUUCAAUUUGAACUGCCUAAAGAAUCGGAUUUUUUUCUCAGCUAAAAGUUUUAAUAUGCAAUAAUUAUUUUAAAUGAAAAAGUUAAAACAAGAAUAAGAAGCCGAUCCAUUUGAAAUGCACAAACAGCACUAAAAUUUUCCAUUAAAGGCCUCCUUUUUAAUUAUUAUAAGACAUAAGACUAAUUUUCGUCUGUUUGAUUUUCGGUCUAACACCAAUUUAUAAUUUAUGCCAUUUCAAUUUUCAUAUGUACGUGAUUUCCAACUGUUUUGAAUCUCUAACGGUCGGAAUAUGCUUCAAAGAGCGUGAAUAAUUGAUCGUUUGUACUGUCACACAAUGUUUGAUCAAUGUCAAAAUUAGGACUCCGUUUUUUGAUCUCAUCAAAAAUUGAUCGGAGGUUUUUUGACAAGACGAGCUAAUUUUGUUGAAAAUUUGAACAAAAUCCAACACAACUGUAUCAAUUAGUUCAAAGGUGCGCUGGCGACUUCAAAACAACCGCUCGAGUUGUAUAAACCAGCGAGUUUGCAUUUUUAGCAGACAACCGAAUCAGGAAUUGUUUUUUAUUUAGAAAAAUCAAUUCCAAACAAUUCCGAACAAAAGCGAUCAUACUCAUGAAGACGUGAACUAGAAAGUAUUUGAUGACAUUUCCUGAAAAAUGAACUGAAUCGUCAAACUACAUUUAAUUCAAAUUACAUAUUUAUCAGGCAUUGAUUUUUUUAUUUAAAAAUAUUUUUAAAUUUUCCAAGUUUCUUUUUUAAUAAAGACGGUAAUCUCAUAAUGGUAAUGUCAACAUAUGCAAAAUGAAAAACAAAAAAGGGUUAAAAAUUUGAGUAUUUAUUCCACAAAUGCUGUUAUGAGGUGAAAAUGUGUUACAAGAAAAAAAUAUUUGGUACUUUCUGAUUUGUCAAUUCUUUUAACAAAGCAUUUUAAAACUCAAUUCAGAAUAGAACGCUAAAUGACCAAAAAGCAGACCGAUUUAUUUUUACUAUUCGUCUUCUGAUUGAAGACUGGUAUAUAUCAUCCAUCAAUUGUCAAAAAUAUGCUGUCCAAUUACAAAAAAAAGUUACUGAGACAAUCCUGCAAGUUAAUAUCGCCGCCAUCACUUUGGGAUUCUUACUUCUUUACAUAGCCAAUCUAUAUUUAUCCCGAAACAAAAAGAAAAAUAGGAAUUUUCAUUUCGAUUAUGAGGGAAAAAAAUUUAUGACAGUUUCUUUUUAAAUUUCAUUGCGUGAUUAGCAUUAUAUGUUUCCAAUUUUAUUUCGGUAAUAUUCAUAAAAACUGGGAAACUUUCGUUAUAAAGUCCAUCAAGUUUCAUUUUUAUAACUUGGCUUAAAGCACAUUGAUACCUUUCAAUCAGUUCUUCAAUGCUUUCCUGAUGACAGUUCAAAAGUUCGUUGACCUUUUGUUGACCUCGAUUUCCCUGUCCCUAAACUUAUCCAUAAUGGGACUGGUGUCCACGACUUCCCACGAGAACUGGCGCCGAAUGGACGUCUAUGUGUUGUGUCUGUCAGUCGUGGACUUUUUCUACACCUUCGGAAUUCCGAUCAGAACUUAUGUCACUAUGAACGACAACAACUGGAUGUUCGGAGAAAUCUGCUGCCAGCUGUACAACUCAAUGGACGUAGCGUGUAUGUCUUUUUCAGUCAAUAUUCUGGUCAUCAUGUCGUUCGAAAGAUACAUCAUGAUCAAACGACCCAUGGAACGGCAGACUAUCAAAUUCUACAGGGCCAUUCUAAAAAGCGCAGUCGCUUUUGUCAUUGCCAUCGUCAUAUCCGCUCCCAUGUUUGUGAUCAGCGAAAAAAUCGUAUUCCAAGUUGCAGCUCCUCCCGAACCCGCUACUAACCAUUCGGAAAUCGCAGAAGUUUCGGAUAACGUUACCAACGAGACCGUCGAAAUAGUGCGCUGUGUUGCGGGAAUAAGCUACAGGUCCACGCAAAAAUACUACGAAGCUGCGAUAUACUCGGCUAUUUUUUUCGUCCCUGGGGGGUUGAUUACGACCUGCUACGCGCUGCUGGUUAAGUCGUUCCGACGCAAUGCUCAGUACUUCGGAACCAGUGGCUCGGCCCAUAACCCGAACAACGGCGUGACCGAAAUGCGAGUUCGGCAAAUCAAACGACUAUCACGAAUGGUUUUGAUCAUCAUCGCUUGUUUCAUGUUCUGCUUUCUGCCUUUCGGCACUUUGAGACUGAUUCAAUUCGUUCACCCGGUUCGGACUCCGCCAUGGUUAUUUCACAUGUUGAUCACGAUGACAUACUUGAACGCAUGUAUGAACCCAAUUCUGUACACAUUCCUGAGUAACAGGUACCAAAACAGACUGAAGAAUCUGAAGAAUAGAUGUCACGUGAUUCUGGUCCGACUGCUGCCGUGUUUGGCCAUGCCCCCUAAUCAUCAUCAAAAUCGAGGGUACCAAUUGGGCCAUAAUUCUCACGCAGUGGCGCGUAAAAAACUGAGCGGCACAAUGGCGCAUAAAACUGCGGUCUCACAGCUGUAACUGCUGCGGCUUCAUCGUUAUAAAUCAGUUAUAAUUUUCAUCAAAAGUCUAUAAAGUUUUAUUUAAUUAUUUGUCACUCCAUUAUGAAUUAUUAUUUUUAACAAAAAUGCCAAAUUAUUCUUUGCGCUGUUUAUGUUUUGUGUGUAUUUUAGAAAGUAUAUCUGCUACUCUUAGUUAUCACUUAACCCCCGUGUGCGCAGAUUGCUCAGCCACCCCCCUUCCCCCAAACCAGACCCCCUAUUUAUCCGCCAGGUACUUUGCUUUGGAUGUUGUUAGCUGAUAAUAUUAUAUUACACCAAUAUUUUGUUAUAUCAAAUACUUUUACUCAAAUAUAUUCCCGUCAGCUCAAGCGAAAAAUAAAAUUUGUCAAAAUCGAUGUCAAAAGCCCAGUUACGAGUGUUCAAUUUGGGUUGAAAAGGUUGUCUAAAUUUAGUAAUUUGUAGAUUUAGUUUCCUUUUCAAUGUGCUUUUAAGAUCUAAAUAAGGGUUUUCUGUGGUCGCUAAAAACUUCAUCAGCAAAACAAUUUUGAUGAACUAGAUGUUAUUUUUAAAUCUUGUUUGUCUUCUUCGCCCUUAAUUGUCUAAUUAGUCAUUAGAUAAUCAAAUUUUAC
Molecule: messenger RNA, 3532 nt
Organism: Symsagittifera roscoffensis
Lineage: Eukaryota; Metazoa; Xenacoelomorpha; Acoela; Convolutidae
Product: somatostatin receptor type 5-like
Exons: 3
Coding region: 1807-2922 (371 amino acids)
Biological process (GO): neuropeptide signaling pathway
Cellular component (GO): plasma membrane
Molecular function (GO): urotensin II receptor activity
Source: RefSeq, a predicted model, not a curated record